CCACGGCCGUUUGGAGCCUGAGACUCAAACAUGGCAGCACCACCUUCUCCAGGAAGGACGGCCGACCAGGCAGACCAGGUAUGCACCUUCCUCUUCAAAAAGCCUGGGCGGAAAGGGGCUGCAGGCCUCAGAAAGCGCCCGGCCUGCGACUCCGAGCAUGGAGAUAGCAGCGGCAGCGGGGACGACGGCGACGCAGUGGCUCGGCCCCCGCGGGUGGCACCGAGGCCCCGGGGCCUCCACAGCUGUCAGAAGGCGGCGGCUCACGGCGACCGGAGGGGCGAGGAGGCAGCGCCUGAGAGCCUCGGCAUAGUGUACAGGUCCACCCGCUCGGCGAAGCCUGUGGGGCCGGAGGACAUGGGGGCCACCGCUGACUUCGAGCGGGACACCGAGAAGGAGCACCAUACGCAGACCAUCUUCAAACGCAGCCAGCGGGUCCAGGAGGCAUUGUGGGGCCGGGAGCACGACCAGAUCUACCGGGGAAUCAACAGCUACCCGAGGUACCUGAAGCCCAGGGACACGUCCAUGGGCAACUCCUUCUCGGGGAUGGCGAGGAAGGGCCCCAUCCGUGCGCCCGGGCACCUGCGCGCCACUGUGCGCUGGGAUUACCAGCCCGACAUCUGCAAGGACUACAAGGAGACCGGUUUCUGCGGCUUCGGGGACAGCUGCAAAUUCCUCCACGACCGUUCCGAUUACAAACACGGGUGGGAGAUUGAACGGGAGCUUGAAGAGGGUCGCUACGGUAUCUGCCAGGAUGAAAACCAUGAAGUAGAAAGCGAGGAAGAGGAAAUACCAUUCAGGUGUUUUAUAUGUCGCCAGGCCUUCCAAAACCCAGUCGUCACCAAGUGCAGGCAUUACUUCUGCGAAAGCUGCGCGCUGGAGCAUUUCCGGGCCACCCCGCGCUGCUACAUCUGUGACCAGUCAACCGGUGGCAUCUUUAACCCCGCCAAAGAACUGAUGGCAAAACUGCAAAAGCUUCGGGUUGCGGAAGGUGGGAGCAAUUCCCAUUUCACAGAAGACCCAGGUGAGGGUCCAAUUCCCAUGGCUUAGGUUUCCCAUAAUUCUCACAUUUAAAAAUAAAUUGUGGUGUUCUUUUAAAAGAACAACAAAAAGAGAUGAGAAAGACUCAAGUCUGUUUGGACACUGGGGAGAAGCAGCCUGUUGAAUAAGAUGAGAGAGAUGACAGUCUUCCUGCAAUCCCACGCCUGAGUAUGUAACUAAAAGAAUUGAAAUCCGGAUCUCAGAGGUAUUUGCACUCCCAUGUUCACUGCAGUAUUAUUUGCAAAAGCCAAGAGGUGUAAACAACCCAAGUGUCCAUGGAUGGAUGAAUGGACAAACAAAAUGUGAUACAUACACACAAUGGAAUGCUAUUAAGCCUUAACAGGAAGGAAAUCCUUUUAAAGAUUUAAACGGAUCCUUUUAAGGAUCACAUGCUACAACUUGAAUGAACCUUGAAGACGACACUGUGCUAAGUGCAAAAAAGACAAAUAUACUGUAUGAUUUUUCACUGAGGUAACUAGAGUUGUCAAAAUCACAUAAAAAGAGUCGAAUGGUGAUUGCCAGGGGCUAGAAAGAGCGGGAGUGGGGAGCUGUCGUUUUAAUGGGUACAGAGUUUGAGUUUUGCUAGAUGAAAACUUUAUACAACUCUGUUACACAUCAAUAUGUAUAUAGUUAAUAUGAGUGAACACUUAAAAUGGUUAAAGGUACCUUUUAUGUUUUGUACUAUAAUUUAAUUUUUUUUUUCAAAAAAGCUAAGAGAUACCAGAGAAGGAAGGAAUGAUGGAACCAAGACUGGGAGGGAGUGGAGGGGAUGGGGUUCAAGAUUUAGCAAAAGAGCAAAUAAAGUAUAUCAGUUAAGAACCAAGGAGGAGAGGAGUUGACAGAAGAAUAUCCACGCUGAAGUUUGGUUGAUGUUGUUUGGCUGAUGUUAACAUCCUCUCACUUAAAAUGGCAACAUAUUCCUCUCCCAAGACAAAUACCAACAGAUCCACCCUGGGUUCCUCACAAGGAACUGACACAGAUUAUGUAAAUUUUCAUGAGAGCCUAUCUCAUAUCUCAACUUUGGCUGUGAAUUCCUUGAAGACUGAAACCAUGUCUCAUAUACUUCCUGUUUUUUAAUGGCCAACAGGUAGCUCAAUAAAAAGUUAGUGAAAAGUCAGUCAAACCAAGCUACCUAGCAGUCGGCUAUCCAAGCACCUGCUGCAGAGCGAACUUCAGCAAAACUUUCCAUUUGAUUUUGACCUUGAACCACACCCAUCCACCCACCCACCGCCAUGGCCAGGUUCCAGGCAAAAGCAGAGCAGUAGUUGAGGGCACAGAUCCAGGAGCGAGAUAGGAUUCAAGUCAUGGUUCUACCACUUACAGCUGCAUGACCUUGGGUAUGUUACUUUACUUCUCUGUGCCUCAGUUUCCUCAUACGUAGUAGUAUCUAUCUCACAGGGUUGUUUUGAAGCAAAAACUAACAUAUUUAGAACAGUGCCUGACAUAUAGUAUGUGCUGUAAACAUAUUGAUUAUUAUAAUUCGAGCAGGGAAAAUGGCAGCUUGAUAGUCGACAAGGCAGACAGUUCAAGUGCCCCAUAAAAGUGAGCCAUUAAUUCUGGCAUUUCACAUAGAGCUUUCUCUAAGAAUUGUCCUUGCCAAAGCUAACAACACAAAGCUUGUGUACAAUGACUUACUGGGCCCUCCCCCUAAGUCCCUCCGUUUUUGUCAGUUCUGUCAAAGGGCUAUUUUAUUCACUUUCAAGCCUUCCAAAAACAUUUGGAACCUGCAUAAAAGAAGAAAUAUGAAACUUUCAGGCACUCCGAAGCAGAAACUCUAAGCUCUGGCUCCAGCAUUUUCCUCGCAAGGCUCACUUGAGUUUCUUUACAAUGCUUCAUGUGUGUUUUAGACCCCCUCAUAGACGAUGGACUCAGCUACACUCGUGAACCUUGUCAAUAAGUGCUCCAAGUCACCAACCUUUUGAAAACAUUCCAAAUAUGCACUAAGAUAUAUAGUUCUUAUU
Molecule: messenger RNA, 2999 nt
Organism: Macaca mulatta (Rhesus monkey)
Lineage: Eukaryota; Metazoa; Chordata; Mammalia; Primates; Cercopithecidae
Gene: RNF113B
Product: ring finger protein 113B
Biological process (GO): snoRNA splicing
Cellular component (GO): U2-type spliceosomal complex
Molecular function (GO): metal ion binding
Source: RefSeq, a predicted model, not a curated record